GGUUCGGGUUUGAACCUUCAUUCGUGGAUACAGCGGUCGGAUCAGGCUUCACUGCUCCUGUCACCCAGUUUCAUCUGCUUACAGGAGACAAGGCAACAACACGCACUGGGAGACCAAGCUUCGGAUAACUGGAUGCACGCCAUCACCUGGCUUGGUUUCUCUCCCAAAUAGAUGGCGGAUUUCGCUACUGUAUGACGGCGGUUGCUGCCUCGUUCUAUCCAGUCCCCACGGCCAGCCACACCACACACUCACCCGUCACUCAUUAUCGCCAUAGAAAAGCCAUGAUCAUCAGACGAACACUGUCGUCCCUCUGGCUUUUCGCCCUCUUAGUAUUCACAACAACAAUAACAGCAACACGAUUAGCAAGGGCUAGUAGUGACUCAGAUGUCGUUACAUGGUCCGACGCCGACUUGCGCUGCUUGAACGAAAUGGAGUUUGCCGACAACACUUCCUACGACCAUAUCCUCGCUCAUCAAGAGUUCUUUGCGUUUGUCACUUCCAUGGCCAACCAACUGGUGGACUUGGGGCGGGAGCAAAAUGCAUUGGACGUUCAAGAAGUAAGAUUCGAGUUGGAUGAUGUCUUUAAUAGCUUGGUAGACUUGAAUCCCUCCGGGGAACCGGCGGGGGUGGAUAUUCUCGGCGCCGCAUACGGUCAACUCGAGAAGGCGGAUGUCGAACAGCAAGUAUUCUUGAAACUGGUUUGCAACGAAACAAUAGCCACCAUUUACUCACUCCUUCCGGGAGAUGCUUACUAGGAUGUUCGAGCCGUUCUUGCGAACGAAACAAACAACAUGCACUCUUCCAAGCCAAUUUUUAAAAAUGCAAUCCAUUUUACUAGUAACUCUUAAAACCUUGUUUAUG
Molecule: messenger RNA, 861 nt
Organism: Seminavis robusta
Lineage: Eukaryota; Bacillariophyta; Bacillariophyceae; Naviculales; Naviculaceae
Source: the annotation of a GenBank genome assembly